GCGAUGGUUAUACUAAAGCACCCAAGGACUGCUCUCAUACCGUUGCUCAUUCUCUGGCUUUCUCUAUUCGUUUCGGAUUGUAUCAUUUUGACACGCACUCACACAACUCUAGCUGGCCAGGACGCUCCUAUUAUCGUAGGGGCUGUUGCAGCGCUUGCAGGGAUGAUCGUCAUUCUUUGUAUGCCGCUGCGUGACCCCGAAUUGCCCAACGAGGAGAUCAGCACUGUGUUUACGCCACCGAACUCUACUCUACGCACUCCAGAAGACGACCUGACGCCCUGGCAGUGGAUGUCAGUAUCCUGGAUGGCCCCCCUGGUUUCUUUGGGCUCGAAACGACAGCUUCACGACGAAGACGUCUGGGACCUCGGGUAUGAAUUCAAGCAUAGGAGACUCCACGAUGUGUUCCGAGAGCUGCGAGGGUCCGUGAUCAGGAGAUUACUAAAAGCAAACGGGCUUGACCUUGCAAUUACAACCUCAUUGAGCAUUCUGGAGCUUCUUGCGAACCUUUCGGCACCGGUGUUAUUACAGCAACUUCUCCGGUCCAUGGAAGACGGCGACGCACCUAGGAGCGCAGCGAUCACGUUUGCUGCCUUGUCGCUUCUCGUACGCUUAGUAGCAAGCCAAUCGGCGGUGUUUAACCUUUGGUUCUGUAGGCGCGCGUAUGAGCGAUCUCGUGGAGAGAUGAUCACGAUGCUCUACGAGAAAACGCUGAACAGGAAGAUUGUCUCUGCUCGGCCCACGAACACGUCGGAGGAUAGCUCUAAUGGUAAUGGGAAUACGCAUAGCCAUUCAAAUGGCGAAACGAACGGUAGUUCGACCCAUAAGAGCAGCAAAACAGGUUAUCCGAAGAUGAUAUGGAAUAAGAUGUCCCAUUUUGUCUCAUUGCCAUUCCGAUGGAUCAAUGUCGGAAAAGCUCCCGAAACGGUCAAGGAGCCGGCUUCGAUGGGUAAGAUCUUGAAUUUGAUGAGAAAUGAUGUGUAUGAGGUAGCACAAAGAUUUUGGGAAUUUCCUAACCUCAUCACGAAGCCUCUCGGCAUGAUCUUAUCCAUUGUUCUUGUCUGGAGGAUUCUCGGUUGGCCAUGUCUCCUCGGAAUGCUAACAGUCAUACUCGCCCAGGUUAUUAAUGCUUUUAUUGCUCGCGCCAUUGUGCGCUGGGAACGGAAACGUAGAAUUGCAACUGAUGGAAAACUCCAAAAGAUAUCUCAAUUCGUCGAAGCAAUCCGCCACCUCCGUUGGUAUGGCUGGCAAGAGACAUGGCUUACGGAUAUCAUGGAGGCGCGGCAGCAUGAGCUAAACCUUCGAAUUGUAACCGGGGUUCUCCGCUUAUUCAUAUAUUACUUCAACUCCCUGGCAAGCGGCCUCUUCCCAGUAGUCGCGUUUGCCGCUUACACGACAUUGGCCGGCCUACCGCUGCGAAUAGAUAUUGCAUUUCCAGCUCUUAGUCUUUUCGCCAUGCUGGAAGAAAACCUUCGCGAGAUACCCAACUUGAUAACGGUCUUAUUGAAUGCUGCCGUUGCAGUCGAUCGAAUAGAGAACUUUAUGAGCGAGCCGGACAGGGAACAUUUUGAGACACCGCCGACCACUACUACACAGCUGGAGUUGAAGAAUGCUUCUUUUGCGUGGCCUGGUGCUGAUGAAGAUACGUUACACGAUGUGUCGCUCUCAUUCCCAACAGGAUUGACAGUAGUCUACGGAGAAGUCGCGUCAGGAAAGACGGCAUUAUUGCAAGCUCUACUUGGCGAACUAGAUAAGACAGGAGGCGAAAUUACCCGGCCGGACGAGAUGAUUGGGUAUUGCACGCAGACUCCCUGGCUACAGAGUAUGAGCAUCCGCGAAAAUAUUCUUUUCUCCUCGCCCUACGAAGACGCUCGAUACAAAGAAGUUCUAGAUGCGUGCGCUCUCCUAGCUGAUAUGGCCAACUUCAAAGACGGAGAUCUUUCUAACGUAGGCGAGAACGGCGUGGGCCUAUCAGGAGGGCAAAAAGCACGCGUGGCGUUGGCAAGAGCGGUAUAUAGCAGGUCUCGGAUUUUGUUUCUCGACGAUCCGAUUUCUGCUCUCGAUCAUCAAACUGCCGAAAGAAUUGUUCACAAAUGUCUUUCUGGACCGUUAGUAGAAGGCCGGACCACAGUGCUCGUGACACAUCGCACUGAAUUAUGCCGUGGUCUGGCGAAGCAAUGGAUAGAAAUGUCGGAAGGAAAAGCAACUUUGUCGGAUCACUUUACUGAGUCGGCGAACACCCUACAUAAGGUCAAAUCCCCAGAAGCUCUGGAUGAGGCUGAAGUCAAGAGACGAGAACAAGAACAACUUGCUGCAAUCCCCGAUAAAUUUAUUGAGGAAGAGCAUCGGGCGCAUGGCGGAGUCCAAGCGCACGUCUGGUGGCAAUAUAUCAAGGGCGGGAAAUUGAGAUGGUGGGUCGUCUUGGCUCUUACCAUGACAGCUUAUCGUGUUCUCGAUCUCGCAAAUACUUGGUUCAUCAAAGCUUGGGGUGAACGAGACGGCCAGGUGAAACAACAAGCUUUAUCCGGUAUCUACGACGGCCUCCCACCACCAGAGGAUAACAUCAUACCAUGGCUCAUUGUUUUCACGUUGCUCCAGUUCACCAUUUCUUUCUUCCUGGUCCUCACUCAAGGAGUCAUGCAGAUCAUAACCUACUUCACGGGGAAGCACCUGUUCCGGGAUGUCAUGGACCGUGUGGCGUACGCAUCAUUCCGUUUCUACGAUGUCACUCCCGUCGGUCGCCUCAUGAAUAGGCUCACAUCUGAUAUUAACACGAUCGACGGGAACAUCAGUGUUGGGUUUGCAUCUGCGACUUGGUCUACUAUUUCUUGGAUCACGUCGCUCGUCAUUAUUGCGUCCGUUACGCCAGUCUUCCUCGUGUUCUCCUUGGCUCUCGCGGCGGCAUUUGUGCUCAUUUUUAGACGCUUCCUUCCAACGUCGCAAAGUUUACGGCGCCUUGAGAUGGUAUCUCUAAGCCCGCUUAUGUCUAAUUUCGGUGCUCUCUUAGAUGGUUUGACGACAGUUAGAGCGUUCUCUGCUCAGCAUAGAUUUCAAGAACGUGUGAUUGAAGUUACAGACAGGUUCCAGAAGAUGGAUCAUUUCUACUGGAGUCUCCAGGCAUGGUUGACAUAUCGAUUCGAUACCCUCUCUGCAUUUGCAACCCUAAUCCUCACUCUGCUGGCAAUCUAUACCAACGUGUCUCCCGGCCUGACCGCCUUUGUCCUAAUCGCUGCUUCAAAAUUCGUCCUAUCAACCCACAUCCUCUGCAAGCAAUACGGCGCCCUCCAAAUGGACUUCGUCUCCGUCGAGCGCGUCGUCGAGCUCCUCGACCUCGACAAAGAACCCCUCGGCACCAUCCAGCCGCCCGCCUGGUGGCCCUCCCUGACCGGCGACAUCGUCUUCGAGAACGUCACGGCCCGCUACGCGCCCCACCUCGACCCCAGCCUCGCCGGCAUCACACUCCGCAUCCCCGCGGGCUCCAACACCGCCAUCAUCGGCCGCACGGGCUCCGGAAAAUCCACCCUCGCCCUCGCCCUCCUCGCGACCAUCGUGCCGGAAUCCGGCCGCAUCCUGAUCGACAACGUCGACCUCGCGACCGUUGACCGCCAGGCGCUCCGCCGCCGCGUCACCUUCCUCGCCCAGGAGCCCGUCCUCUUCCCGGGCACCAUGCGCCAGAACCUCGACCCACUCGCCGAGUACUCGGACGCGGCGUGCGCGGGCGUGCUGGCCAAGAUCGCGGAGCGCCACGGGUGGACACUCGACAUGCGCGUGGAUGCGGGCGGACGCGGGCUGAGCCAGGGGCAGCGGCAGCUCGUGGGGCUGGCGCGGGCGAUGUUGCGCAGGAGUAGCGUGAUUAUACUGGAUGAGGCGACGGCGAGUAUUGAUAUGGAGACGGCGCAGCGGAUUCAGACGGUGCUGCGGGAGGAGAUGCGCGGGAGUACGGUGAUUACGAUUGCGCAUCGGUUGGAGGCGGUGCGGAAUGCGGAUUUUUGUGUUGUGUUGGGGAAGGGGAGGGUGGUGAGGGCGGGUGGUGCGAGGGAGAUGUUGGAGGAGGGGGGGGAAGGGCAGGUUAGGGAGUUGUUGGGGUAG
Messenger RNA from Mytilinidion resinicola, 4086 nucleotides. RefSeq names its product ABC bile acid transporter-like protein. Lineage: Eukaryota; Fungi; Ascomycota; Dothideomycetes; Mytilinidiales; Mytilinidiaceae. Gene Ontology annotation, biological process: transmembrane transport. Gene Ontology annotation, molecular function: ABC-type peptide transporter activity; ATP binding; ATP hydrolysis activity. The transcript has 6 exons. The record is from RefSeq and is a predicted model, not a curated record. Gene Ontology annotation, cellular component: fungal-type vacuole; membrane. The coding region runs from base 4 to 4086 and encodes 1360 amino acids.